Drosophila kikkawai is the source of this 1193-nucleotide messenger RNA. Its product is annotated as pancreatic triacylglycerol lipase. The record is from RefSeq and is a predicted model, not a curated record. Gene Ontology annotation, molecular function: lipase activity. Gene Ontology annotation, biological process: lipid catabolic process. NCBI's taxonomy places the organism in Eukaryota, Metazoa, Arthropoda, Insecta, Diptera, Drosophilidae.
AGUAAAACCAGUUUAGGGUUUAAAACUGGCAGAGAUUUACCGCCGAUCACCGAUAUCGGUUAAUAUCGAUUUGUGAUUUCUCAUUUUGAUUCACGGCGAAGUUGUACGCUUAUUACCUUUUCACUUUCUUCAAGAAGAGUUGGGAAAGUAAAGCCAAAUAUGAACUGUUUUGGUCUUUCGCACACACUUUAUAUUAUUUACUUGCUACAAUUUUUAGUUAAUGGCACUCAUUCACGACUUAAUCUUAAAUAUGCCAUCUUAAAGCAAACACAAACUUCUAGUUUACAAAACGACACUUUUGCUUAUCGACAGCAGACCAAAUAUGAUGUCCAAAAGACAAUGCGUGUUAUUUUUUAUACGAACAACACAAAGACUAUGGAGGCAUCAGCUUUUGACGAUAAGUACGACCUCAAAGGUUCUGGCUGCUCGACCUCGGACAAGUUUGCCAUAGUUUUGCACGGCUGGAUUCAAAGCUGCUCUGACGAAUGGGCCACCUCCCUCAUUGAACGGCUCAGCUAUUACCGCGGCGGAUGCGUGAUAUGCAUUGAUUACAGUGUGGUGGCCAGUUUAUCAUAUAUGAGGUUGUAUACGAACUUCGACACCCUCACCGGAGCCAUAGCAUCGAUUAUAUUGACACUAAUUAGGCAGGGAUUCGAUCCCAAGCGAGGUUACAUGUUUGGUUUUAGCUUUGGCGGGCAACUGGCCUCAGCCGUAGGACGUUCGCUGUGGCCCCAUCAUAUUAUCGAAAGCAUAGAUACCUGCGACAUGGCCGGACCUGGUUUCGAUCCCAUUGCUGUGGACCACUCGAAGGCCGGCAGACACGUGCAAUGCUUCCAUUCCAGCCGUGACAAAGGCACCUUUGUGUACUCCUGCCACCGCAACAUUAUGCUGGGCAGCUGCGGCCUCAAACAGCCCUCGGUGGCCAGCCAACUGCAUUUGGGCAGCCAUGGACUCUGCGUGGAUAUAUACAUCAAUACCUUUGAUUAUCCCUUUUACGCUUUGAACGCCACGCCCUCCGAAUGCUGGUCCUUGCAGAAGGCAGCAAAGAUACCGGAGGGUUACACGGUGGGAUACGAGGAGAACUACGAUAGCCAAAUCACGGGGCAAAUCUUUGUACCAACUAGUCUGCAUUAUCCGUACAAUUUGUCCAAAAAAGAACUGCUCAGGCUGUUGGCGAAGAAAUGAUUCCUAUU